Messenger RNA from Myotis lucifugus (little brown bat), 1555 nucleotides. RefSeq names its product ribosomal L1 domain-containing protein 1-like. Lineage: Eukaryota; Metazoa; Chordata; Mammalia; Chiroptera; Vespertilionidae. The transcript has a single exon. The record is from RefSeq and is a predicted model, not a curated record.
AGAAAUGGAGGACUCCGCUUCAGCACCACCUGCAGCCUCAACAGCAACUCCAGCCUCGACCUCAGCAACCCCGGCCGCACUAGGGCAGCUGGAUGAAGAGCAGACCAGAAAGGCAGUGAAAGCUCUGUUGGCACAUUCCAGGUCCAGGAAAAACGCGAAUGGAUUGCUUUUGAAUGAGAAUGAAAAAAAUUUUUUAAUGGUGGUAUUAUGGAAAAUUCCAAGUAAAGAACUGAGGGUCAGAUUGUCCUUGCCUCAUGGCAUUCAGUCAGAUUUAGCAGUUGUCUGUUUAUUUACUAAGGACGAACCCAAUGUAACUCCUGAAAAGAUGGAACAUUUUUAUAAGAAGCUUCUAAACAAGCAUGGAAUAAAAACCAUUUCUCAGAUUAUCCCCCUCCGAACUUUAAAAAAGGAGUAUAAAGCCUAUGAGGCCAAGCUCCACCUCCUGGGUAGUUUCAACUUGUUCCUUUCUGAUGCAAGAAUCCAGCGGCUUUUACCCUCACACCUCGGGAGACAUUUCUAUAAGAGAAAGAAAGUUCCAAUACCUGUCAAUCUGAAAGCCAAGAAUCUUUCCCAAGAAAUCAACUCAUCAAUAGGUGGAACUGUCUUAAACAUCUCUAAAAGUGGUUCUUACAGCACUAUCCGCAUCGGUCACACUGGAAUGCAGGUUCAGAACAUCACUGAAAACAUUCUUGCUGCUACAAAAAAGCUUUCACAGAAAUUGCCAGAGAAGUGGGAGAGUGUGAAACUCUUGUACGUGAAAACUGAGAGAUCAGUUGCCCUUCCUAUCUUUUCUUCAUUUGUCAGCAGUUGGGAUGAAGCUAAAGGAGUGAACAUUUCUAGUCUGAAGAAACAAGAAGCAAAGAAAAUAUUAAAACUAAAAGAACAUAAAAAGAGAUGAAAGGAGAAGAAAAGAAACAGAAAGCCUAUGAAACAGGGUAGAAAGUCUACAUCAGCCCUACCUACAGAGGAGACGGCCUCUAAAACUUGUGGUUCUCCAGUGAAGGGCCCUGGACCCCAGAAGAAAGAGACCCAUAAGCCUGAGAAGAAAGAGACCUGCAGAAUAAAAACUGAAAGUAAAGUGCAAGUUGAAUCUAAAGAAGAAAUCCCAUUGCUGGUCCCAAUAGGAGAAACUCCUGCCAAAGAAAAUGUAGAGAUGCAAAAACAUGCCACAGGGGAGAACUCUCCAGUAAAGAGUCCUGGUUCCAACCCACCUCGUGGGAAGAAGAGAAAGGCCUUUCCAGCUUUGGAGAUGCCGAAAGCACCAGAGCCCAAGACCCCAGGUAAAGGCCCAGUGAAGAAGCCAAGAGUCAAAGAAGAAGUGGAGAAGCAAAGAAACUCUCCUUUGGGGAAAAAAGACCCAAGACAGAUGCCCAAAAAGCCAGAGGCCAAGUUCUUCACUACAGCUAAUAAAUCUGCAAGAAAAGCUUCCCACACCCCCAAACAGUGGCCCCAAAAACCCAAAGUGCCCCAGCCGACCUAAAGUCAGUGACUUGGCCAGGAGGAAACAUCAGAGCUUCCUGGAAAGCUUUUGAAAAAUACCUGGGGCCUGACCCCU